UAACCAAAAAGAAGAAAACACGUUAAAAUUGACGUGGACGAUAGUAGCUGGUUCAUACAGAAAACUCAAUAAUGUACGCGAAUUUCUAAUAAUUGUACUAUCGAGGAAGAAUAAAUCAGUUGAAAUACGUUUCUUUAUGUGAUUAAGAAAUAAAGAUGGCUUUAUAUUUCAAAAUGUAUGGUGUGGUGUGUUCGGUGUUAUUAUCUUUAUUAUUAAGUCAAAAUGCGGACGCAGCCGCGGUUAUAUCCAUUGAUUUUGGAUCGGAAUGGAUGAAGAUAGGAAUUGUUUCGCCGGGAGUACCUAUGGAAAUAGUGCUCAAUAAAGAAUCAAAACGGAAAACACCAGCUGUUGUUGCGUUUAGAGAUGGUGUCAGAACGUUCGGUGAAGAUGCGGUAACCGUUGGAGUACGAUUCCCGAAGAAUUCCUAUAAAUGUUUGCUCGACCUAUUAGGCAAACCAUUUGACCAUCCAUUAGUGAAAGCCUACAGAGAGCGCUUCCCAUACUACGAGAUUGUGGAGUCAAAACGGGGUACACCAGAGUUCAUUCAUGAUGAGAAUACAAGGUUUUCACCUGAAGAGCUGGUGGCUCAGUUACUUGGAAAAGCUAAGGAUUUUGCUGAAAUCAGUCAUGGACAACCGAUUUCUGAGUGUGUUAUAACAAUACCUGGUUACUUUAACCAAGCUGAGCGCAGAGCUAUGAAGGAAGCUGCCACAUUAGCUGGCUUGAAUGUGCUGCAAUUGAUCAAUGAUUACACAGCUAUCGCUAUAAAUUAUGGAAUUUUCCGGAGAAAGGAAAUUAAUGAAACAGCAUGGCAUACACUUUUCUUUGACAUGGGAGCGGCCUCAACGAAGGCAGCUCUAGUUGAGUACAAAACUGUGAAGACAAAGGAGAAGGGCUAUGUUGAAACUGUGCCGCAGUUGCAAGUUAUUGGUGUUGGUUUUGAUAGAACUCUAGGUGGUUCGGAAAUGACAUUGCGUCUUCGGGAGCACCUCAUCAAAUCGUGGGAGGCUAACGGUGGUGGUGAUGUAAGGGCUUCGCCCCGAGCCAUGGAGAAGCUUUUGCGUGAAGCAGAACGUUUGAAGAUUGUUCUCUCAGCUAAUUCAGAACACUAUGCGCAGAUUGAGAGCUUAUUGGACGAUAAGGACUUCAAGUUAUUGGUGACCCGUGCAGACCUAGAAGCUCUAUGUACCGACUUGUGGGAAAGAGUAUCUAACGUCAUCCAACGAGCGAUUUCCUCAGCGGGUGGUUCUGGGGCUGGUGCUAAAGUGAUCGUGGCCGGUGGAGGGUCCAGAGUACCCGCUGUGCUAGAGGCGUUACGUAAGGCCGCUGGUGUGGAGCCGCAUAAGUCUAUCAAUGCUGAUGAGGCUGCUACUAUGGGGGCUGUCUAUAGGGCUGCAGCUCUAGCUACAGGUUAUAAAGUGGCAGCUCUAAAUGUGCGCGAUGCUGUAUUGCUGCCCGUUCAAGUUGUGUUCACCAGAAAUGUUGAUGGGAAUGAUAAAUUGAUCAGGAGGACACUGUUCGGACCCAUGAAUCCUUAUCCCCAAAAGAAAGUUAUCACUUUCAACAAACACACAGACGACUUCAGCUUCAAUGUAAACUAUGCGGAAUUAGAUCACAUUCCUUCCAAUGAACUCAAUUACAUUGGCCCUCUGAAUCUCUCACAAGUCGUCUUAAAUGGAGUCAAUGACGCAUUGAAUAAAAACACAGGAGAAAAUGUUGAAAGUAAAGGCAUUAAAGCACACUUCAAUAUGGACGACUCUGGUCUUCUGAACUUAGUGAAUGUUGAAUUCGUAGCUGAAAAAACAGUGACGGAGGAUGAAGACAAGGAUAGCACGCUCUCAAAGAUCGGAAGCACUAUAAGCAAGCUUUUCGGUUCAGACUCAGAACUGCCAGACAAACCAGAACUUAAGCCCGAGGAACAAUCGCAAGGAGCUGAGAAAAAUGAAACAACAAAGGCCAAUGAAACAAGCACCGAGAAACAAAACGCUACCGAACCAGAAAGCAAACCGAAACCAAAAAUAGUUGUGUUGAAGGAACCCAUCAAGACUGAGGAGCAAAUACUUAACUUGCAACCGCUGACCGCAGAACAAUUCAAAGAGUCUAAGACGAAGAUUAUUGAUUUACACAACAUUGAUAGGAAGCGCAUUGAACGAGAAACGGCACUCAAUAACUUGGAAGCGUUCGUAGUUGAUGCACAAAUGAAGGUCGAUAUGGAGGAGUACGCGGAAUGCGGAACUCCAGAGCAAAUUGAAGAAAUCAAAAAACUGUGCAGCGAAGUAUCUGAAUGGCUUUACGAUGACGGCUACGAUGCUCAAACGGAAAUGUUCGAAGAGAAACUAAACAAUAUCAAGGAAAAGACCAAUUCAAUAUUCUACAAACACUGGGAGCAUAAAGAAAGACCUGACGCAAUCGCGGCUAUACGUAGCAUGCUCAACAAUUCCCACGAAUUCUUAAAAAUGGCAAAGAAUUACACUAAAGAAGCUAAUGCAGAAAGAGAUGUGUUUACUGAAGUGGAAAUUACCGUCCUGGAAAAGAAAAUCGAGGAAACUGAAACCUGGUUGAGCAAAUCUAUCAAGGAACAAGACGCGCUGAAGAAAAAUGAUGAUAUCAAACUGACAGUUGAAAGCAUAAGGGAGAAGAUAACGAAUUUAGACCGCGAAGUCAAAUAUUUACUUAACAAAUUGAAGAUUUGGCGGCCAAAGAAGGUCAAGAAGGAAGAAAAUAAAACGGAAACUGUGACAGAUUCCGAGAAAACUGAAAACACAGAAAAUCAGGAAGAAAAACCGGUUGAACCUGAUACAGAACCGGUUGCACAAGAACCAGAAAAGUCUACUGAAAAAGAGGCCGAGACAACAGAAAUACCGCAAUUAGAUAAUAAUAGUGAACAUUCCGAGUUAUAAUGUUGUGGAGUAAUUUAAUUUAUUUAGUGUAAUUUAUUUUCUACGUGAUAGGGCGUUCGUUUUUUGUAUCGUAGUCGAAGCACAAGGGUUUUUCUACGUUGUGUUUGUCAUUGUUAAAGUGCUGUUUGUUAUAACAUGUUGAUAGAUGAUGAUGCAGAUGUUGGGAUAAAAAGAAGUGAAGAAGUCAUCUUAGCAAAUUGUUUUUGGCGACAAUCAGUUUAUAGGUUUAACGUAUUAACUGUUGCACGAAUUUCGAUACCUAGAUUUUUUAGUGUAUAUUUUUGAUCAUAAUGUCGUGUUGGUUUAUCGGUAUUCUAUAAGUACUAAUAGAGUACAAAAAACGAACACGCCCAAUGUAGCCGAAGCUUAAUUCUCAACUUUACUGCUGCUUCACUUAUUUAUUAAACCAUUCUUGUACCAAUAUAUCGAGACAUUUCACAUUCGGACUGAAUUUAAUACAUUAUUUGCGUUUAUCUGUAUUUUUUAUUUUUCUAUGGUUGUUGAAUGGAAUGAAUAAUAUGACCCCAAUGAAUUUUUCAAUAUUGUAUAUUUACUUGUGAAUGUAACCGAUUGUCUACUUAUAUAAGAGGUCGUAUUAAAUCUUUCUUUAAUAUUCGGAGCUAGUAAAGGGAGAUUUCCUAGAAUUCUCGCAAAUGAUUCAGGAUAUAAUUAAAUGACGUGAUCCAACGGUCUGUGAACUUUCAGUGUAUUAUGUAAGUGAGAUUUAUGAAGUACCCAGUCGCAAAGAAAUUAUAAAUAAAUUAUUGGAAAUUA
Molecule: messenger RNA, 3674 nt
Organism: Zerene cesonia (dogface butterfly)
Lineage: Eukaryota; Metazoa; Arthropoda; Insecta; Lepidoptera; Pieridae
Gene: Grp170
Product: hypoxia up-regulated protein 1
Exons: 9
Coding region: 156-2900 (914 amino acids)
Biological process (GO): cellular response to hypoxia; endoplasmic reticulum unfolded protein response; negative regulation of hypoxia-induced intrinsic apoptotic signaling pathway
Cellular component (GO): endoplasmic reticulum chaperone complex
Molecular function (GO): ATP binding; ATP-dependent protein folding chaperone
Source: RefSeq, a predicted model, not a curated record